AUGAGAAUGCAAAAGUAAUAAAAUCGGCAUCGCAAACUAAUAAAUCACAGACCGUAAAAUCGACAUCUUUUUUUCCUUCAAUCACAGGCUCAAACGUUGAUAGUCGAUGGCACUAAGCAGUGGGCAUGUGACUUGUUAUGGUCCAUAUAAAAUGAGAUGCCCAAUCCAGUCAUGUGGUUGGUUUUAAGCAACUAGUUAACAGUUGAGUUAGUGAAGAGACAGAGACAGAGACAGAGACAAAAAGACCAAAAAUGAGUGGUGGGAGCGAAGAAGAAGGGACGACCUUAGAGUACACCCCGACAUGGAUUGUGGCAGCAGUUUGCACUGUAAUCGUGGCUAUUUCUCUGGCGGUGGAGCGUCUCCUCCACUACGCCGGAGUGUUCUUGAAGAAGAAGAACCAGAAGCCCCUGUACGAAGCGUUGCAGAAAGUGAAGGAGGAGUUGAUGCUGUUGGGCUUCAUUUCUCUCCUUCUCACUGUUUUCCAGAACGCCAUCUCCAAAAUCUGCGUCCCUCAGCGUGUCGUCCAAAAUCUCCUCCCAUGCAAACUCCCCUCUCAAUCUCAUGAGGAACCCAAAUCCGCCGCCCAUUUCCAGGCCUUCUUCUCCUCCACUGCCACCCGCCUCCUCUCUGAAGAAUCCUCCUCUGAGGGACAGCUCGGUUAUUGUGGACGCAAGAACAAGGUACCAUUGUUAUCUCUUGAAGCGCUGCACCAUCUGCACAUCUUUAUCUUCAUCCUGGCUAUUGUCCAUGUCACCUUCUGUGCUCUCACUAUUCUAUUUGGUGGAGCAAAGAUACGUCAAUGGAAACACUGGGAGGACUCAAUUGCAAAGGAAAAUUAUGACACAGAACAAGUUAUUAAAUCCAAAGUCACCCAUGUCCAUGAACAUGCUUUUAUCAAGGAUCAUUUUCUCGGUAUUGGUAAAAAUUCAGCUCUGCUGGGUUGGCUGCAUUCUUUUCUCAAGCAAUUUUAUGCAUCUGUCACCAAAUCAGAUUAUGUGACCCUACGGCUAGGAUUCAUCAUGACUCAUUGCAAGGGAAAUCCCAAGUUUAAUUUUCACAAGUAUAUGAUACGUGCCCUUGAAGAUGAUUUUAAGACAGUUGUGGGUAUAAGUUGGUAUCUUUGGGUAUUUGUGGUGAUCUUCUUGUUGCUUAAUAUUAAUGGCUGGCACACUUACUUCUGGAUAGCUUUCAUUCCUUUCAUUCUUUUACUUGCUGUGGGCACUAAGCUGGAGCAUGUUAUUACCCAAAUGGCUCAGGAGGUUGCUGAGAAACAUAUAGCAAUAGAAGGGGAACUAGUAGUUCAACCAUCAGAUGAACACUUCUGGUUUGGUCAUCCACGAAUUGUUCUCUUCUUGAUUCAUUUCAUCCUUUUCCAAAAUUCUUUUGAGAUGGCAUUUUUUUUCUGGAUAUUGAAACUUUUUCUGUUUGUGUAUUUUUUGACACAGUUUCAAUAUUCAUUUGACUCCUGCAUAAUGGGACAUGUACGUUUUAUUGUUCCAAGGCUUAUCAUUGGGGUGUUCAUUCAGGUUCUCUGUAGUUACAGCACCCUACCACUCUAUGCCAUUGUCACACAGAUGGGAAGUUCUUUCAAGAAAGCCAUAUUCGAUGAGCAUGUGCAAGCCGGCCUUCUUGGUUGGGCUCAGAAGGUGAAGCAAAAGAAGGGACUAAAAGCAGCUGCUGGCGACGCCUCUGGAUCUGGGUCUGGUACGGGUCAAGCAACAUCCAAUAAUGGUUCUACUACAGGAAUCCAGCUGGGGAGAAUAGUACACAAGGCAUCUACACAGGAGAUACAGCCUGCAAUCGCUUCUGAUGGCUCCAAGUGAGCAGUUUACCCUGAAAAAAUUAGCCUAGUUAUGUGUAAUGCAAUGUCAAAUCUGAAAUUUGAUUUAAAAGUUAUAUUGUGAUUGGAGUUUAUAGUUUGAGAUUC
Molecule: messenger RNA, 1927 nt
Organism: Ziziphus jujuba (common jujube)
Lineage: Eukaryota; Viridiplantae; Streptophyta; Magnoliopsida; Rosales; Rhamnaceae
Product: MLO-like protein 1
Exons: 12
Coding region: 252-1823 (523 amino acids)
Biological process (GO): defense response
Cellular component (GO): membrane
Source: RefSeq, a predicted model, not a curated record